Gavia stellata (red-throated loon) is the source of this 1508-nucleotide messenger RNA. It is a transcript of the gene KRT23, whose product is annotated as keratin 23. Lineage: Eukaryota; Metazoa; Chordata; Aves; Gaviiformes; Gaviidae. Gene Ontology annotation, molecular function: structural molecule activity. The record is from RefSeq and is a predicted model, not a curated record.
CCAAAUAACAACAGUGUGUGCAGGCUCAGAAAUGCUUCAGAAUUGACCAAGAGGAAGCACGUUUCAUGAUGACACAAUCUUGUUGCUGUAGUCAUUCAUCGAAGGGAAACUCCCACAGGAAAAGGCAUAAAGCUGCUCAGGGAAGGCUAAGCAGCUGCUCAGUGCUAGUCAGUCAAACAUUGGGUUAGAUUCACACAGAGCUAAACAUGAGUACCAGCCCAGGCCCUUUCCAAAUUUUUUCUGGGUCCCUCAGGGGUAGUUCAGGGUGUGGUUUGGCCCAGCAAGGAACUUCUUACAGACCUUCAAGUGCAGAUGGUGGUGCCAGCAGCACACAUACCUCCUUCUCCUCUGCCAGACCCCUCUGGCUGGCUACUGGAGGAGAGGCACCCUGGGGAGGCUUCGGCGAGCACCAUGGGGAAAGCAUCUUCCUGGGUGGGAAUGAGAAACAGACUAUGCAAAACCUGAAUGAUCGUUUGGCUGCCUAUCUGGACAAGGUCCGCUCCUUAGAAGCAGCUAACGCUCAGCUGGAAAGCUGCAUCCUAGAGUGGCACAAGACAAAGUCUCACGGAAAGAGGCAUGACUUCAACCAAUACGAGCAAAACGUCACUGACAUGCAAAGACAGAUUGAGGAUGGCAAGAUCACCAAUGCCAGUAUCCUUUUACAAAUUGAUAAUGCUAACAUGGCAUCUGAAGACUUCAGGCUCAAGUAUGAAGCAGAGAAGUCUCGCAGGCAGGGAGUGCAGCUUGAUGUUGAGAACCUGCGUAAGGAGCUCGAUGGCCUGACCAUUGUUACAACAGAUCUGGAAAUGGAAAUUGAAGGCUUGAGAGAAGAGCACAUCCUCAGGAGGAAAGACCAUGAGGAGGAUAUGGAAGCAAAUCGCUCAUCACAAGACUUCCAAGUCAAUGUAAAAGUAAAUGCAGCACCUCCUGAAGACUUAGCCAAGAUUCUAGCAGAAAUAAGAAAAGAUUAUGAAGCCAUAAUUGAAAAGAAUCGUCAAAGCCUGGACAGUUGGUACAAAGAACAGAGUACAGCUAUGUCUCUGGCAGCAACCCCUAAUCCAGAACAGAUGCAGCGCAAUAAGAACGAGAUCAAGGAUCUAACACGUACUCUACAGUCCCUGGACAUCGAGCUGCAGGCACAGAUGAGUAAGAAACACAUGCUGGAAGACACCUUGGCUGACACUCGGAAUUACUAUGCUGUUGCACUUCAAAACAUGCAGCAGAUCAUCUCCAAAUGUGAGGAAGAGCUAAGCCAGGUUCGUCAUGACAUUAAGCAGCAAAAUAACCAAUACAAGGUUCUUCUUGGGAUCAAAACCCGCCUGGAGAAGGAAAUUUCCACUUACCGCCUGCUGCUGGAAGGGAAUGUUGACGGGAUAGCAAGAACAUCUGAAUCAAAAGCUAAAGAACAUGCUGGGCUGACCAGUCGAAAGAUCAAGGCAAUUGUCCACGACAGCGUGAAUGGGCGGGUGGUAUCCUCCACCGUCAACGAGAUCCACCAGCAAGCAUGA